Messenger RNA from Phymastichus coffea, 3984 nucleotides. RefSeq names its product splicing factor 3B subunit 3 (gene Sf3b3). The transcript is spliced from 12 exons. The record is from RefSeq and is a predicted model, not a curated record. The coding region runs from base 274 to 3924 and encodes 1216 amino acids. Lineage: Eukaryota; Metazoa; Arthropoda; Insecta; Hymenoptera; Eulophidae. Gene Ontology annotation, cellular component: nucleus; U2 snRNP. Gene Ontology annotation, molecular function: protein binding; U2 snRNA binding. Gene Ontology annotation, biological process: mRNA splicing, via spliceosome.
GCCCGGCUUCGGCGUUAUGAUUGCCGGCGGAAUCGUCGCGGCUCCUCCAUUUUUUUUCUGCUUUGAACGGCGUCGGUUGCCAACUGGCGGAUUUUUGUUGUCGUUGUGAAUGGCCACUUUGGUAAGAGGCAUCCUUGCGGCCGAAUCCAUAUACAUCGGUUCUGUUACUGAUCAUGGCCUUGUAAAAUAAUUAUACACAGACAUUUUUUUCAUCAAGAGUGAUCAUUCUUACUUUUUAAUCAUCGAGAACUUCACUGGAAGAACUUUGACAAGAUGUAUUUGUACAACUUAACCCUGCAGCGUGCCACAGGCAUCACACAUGCCGUUCAUGGAAACUUUUCUGGCACCAAGAUGCAGGAAAUCUUGGUGUCCAGGGGGAAAUCAUUAGAACUUCUUAGGCCAGACCCUAACACUGGCAAAGUCCAUACGGUACUUACAGUUGAAGUAUUUGGUAUAAUCAGAUCUCUGAUAGCCUUCAGAUUGACUGGUGGUACAAAGGAUUACAUAGUUGUUGGAUCUGAUUCCGGGCGCAUUGUCAUAUUGGAAUAUAUCCCUGCUAAGAAUAUCUUUGAAAAGGUCCAUCAAGAAACUUUUGGAAAGAGUGGUUGUAGAAGAAUUGUUCCUGGGCAAUAUUUGGCUAUUGAUCCUAAGGGUCGUGCUGUCAUGAUUGGAGCUGUUGAGAAACAAAAACUUGUCUACAUUCUCAAUCGAGAUCCAGAGGCAAGACUUACCAUUUCAUCACCUCUUGAAGCUCACAAGAGUAACACCUUAGUCUACCAUUUGGUGGGAGUAGAUGUAGGCUUUGAAAAUCCAAUGUUUGCUUGCCUUGAAAUUGAUUAUGAGGAGGCUGACUCUGAUCCAACAGGAGAAGCUGCUAUUAAGACUCAGCAAACACUAACUUUUUAUGAACUUGAUCUUGGUUUAAAUCAUGUCGUACGAAAGUACAGUGAACCAUUGGAGGAGCACGCAAAUUUCCUUGUAUCUGUUCCUGGUGGUCAUGAUGGACCUAGUGGUGUUUUGAUUUGCUCUGAGAAUUACUUGACCUAUAAGAAUUUAGGUGACCAGCCAGAUAUUCGCUGUCCAAUUCCAAGACGUAGGAAUGACCUUGACGAUCCUGAACGAGGAAUGAUUUUUGUCUGUUCAGCUACUCACAAGACAAAGAGCAUGUUUUUCUUCCUUGCUCAAACAGAACAAGGGGAUAUUUUUAAAAUCACCUUGGAGACAGAUGAAGAUGUAGUAACUGAAAUCAAACUAAAGUAUUUUGAUACAGUACCAGUAGCUACAAGCAUGUGUGUCUUGAAAACUGGUUUUCUGUUCAUUGCAUCAGAAUUUGGUAAUCACUACCUGUACCAGAUUGCUCACCUUGGUGAUGAUGAUGACGAGCCUGAAUUCAGCUCAGCUAUGCCUCUUGAGGAGGGAGACACAUUCUUCUUUGCACCUAGACCAUUAAGGAAUCUCGUUCUUGUUGAUGAAAUGGACAGCUUAUCACCAAUCAUGACUUGUCAGGUUGCUGACUUGGCUAAUGAAGAUACCCCACAACUUUACAUUGCUUGUGGACGUGGACCUCGCUCAACUCUCAGGGUCUUAAGACACGGUCUUGAAGUAUCAGAAAUGGCUGUGAGUGAACUGCCCGGUAAUCCUAAUGCUGUAUGGACUGUGAAGCGGCGUAUUGACGAGGAAUUCGAUGCUUACAUCAUAGUGUCCUUCGUGAACGCCACCUUGGUACUUAGUAUCGGUGAAACCGUCGAGGAAGUCACUGAUUCGGGAUUUCUUGGAACUACGCGUACGCUCAGUUGUUCAGCUCUUGGAGAUGAUGCUCUGGUUCAGGUUUACCCUGAUGGUAUUCGCCAUAUUCGAGCAGAUAAGAGAGUUAACGAGUGGAAGGCACCGGGCAAAAAAACAAUCAUCAAAUGUGCCGUCAAUCAGCGACAGGUCGUCAUCGCCUUAACCGGCGGCGAACUUGUUUACUUUGAAAUGGACCCUACCGGCCAACUAAACGAGUACACGGAGCGUAAAAAGAUGCCAUCGGAAGUGAUGUGCAUGGCCCUUGGAAAUGUAGCAGCAGGAGAGCAACGUUCUUGGUUUUUAGCCGUUGGUCUUCAGGACAAUACUGUGCGUAUAAUCUCGCUUGAUCCGUCAGACUGUCUGUCGCCGAGGAGUAUGCAGGCCUUGCCAGCAGCUGCUGAAAGUUUGUGUAUCGUUGAAAUGGGUAUCAAGGAUAACGAUGCUGGCGAAGACAGCAAUCAAAUACAGUCGACGCUACAUUUAAAUAUUGGUUUGCAGAACGGAGUACUGCUGAGAACAGUAUUGGAUCCUAUAUCGGGUGAUCUGUCAGAUACCAGAACCCGUUAUCUCGGUUCUAGGCCAGUACAACUUUUCCGUAUAAAAAUGCAGGGCAAGGAAGCUGUUCUCGCUAUGAGUAGUCGCUCUUGGCUUAGCUAUUACUUCCAAAAUCGCUUCCACCUUACCCCAUUAUCUUACGAGAGUCUCGAGUACGCAUCGGGAUUCAGCUCCGAACAAUGUCCGGAAGGUAUCGUUGCCAUCUCAACGAAUACUUUAAGAAUUUUGGCCCUGGAAAAACUUGGAGCGGUAUUCAAUCAAGUCAGUUUCCCACUGGAGUAUACGCCACGCAAGUUUAUUAUCCAUAACGAGACGGCGCACAUUGUGGUGAUCGAGACAGAGCAUAAUGCUUAUACUGAAGAGACCAAGCAGCAGCGACGAUUGCAAAUGGCCGAAGAAAUGCAAGAAGCUGCUGGUGCUGAGGAAGCGGCUGUAGCUCGAGAGCUCGCCGAGGCUUUUCUCUCGGAAGAACCAAACGAGCAGGUCUUCGGUGCACCUAGAGCUGGUCCUGGACUAUGGGCUUCGAUGAUCAGAAUUAUGGCGCCGACUUCGGGAAAUACUUUCCAGGUUCAUAGGCUGGAACAAAAUCUUGCUGCCAUGUGCUUGGCUUUUGUUAAAUUCGCUAAUAAUCCACAACAGUUCCUCAUAGUAGGAGUUGCAAAAGAAUACCAACUAAAUCCAAGGAUCAGCAAUGGUGGUUUCUUGUACACGUACAAAGUGAAUGCCGAAUGCACAUUUAUCGAACUCAUACACCGUACGACGCUUGACGAGAUUCCCUUGUCAAUUUGUCCGUACCAGGGUCGCGUUUUAGUAGGCGUUGGUCGUAUGUUGCGCCUCUAUGACCUUGGCAAGAAGAAACUGUUACGCAAAUGUGAAAAUAAACAUAUCCCGAAUGCUGUUAUUUGCAUCAAUGCCAUUGGUCAGCGAAUAUACGCCAGUGACGUACAGGAGUCGGUUUAUGCUGUCAGAUACAAGCGACAGGAGAAUCAGCUCAUCGUAUUCGCUGACGAUACGCACCCGAGGUGGAUUACUACUACUUGUGUACUUGAUUAUGACACUGUUGCUACGGCUGACAAAUUUGGAAAUAUUGCUGUGGUUCGUUUAGCAAGUGGAAUAAACGAUGAUGUAGACGAAGAUCCAACAGGGAAUAAGGCACUUUGGGAUCGUGGUUUAUUGAAUGGCGCGUCUCAGAAAGCCGACACUGUCGCUUGCUUCCACGUAGGCGAAACGGUGAUGUCGUUGCAAAGAGCUACUCUUAUUCCUGGAGGUAGCGAGUCACUGGUAUAUACCACGUUGAGUGGUACUGUCGGUGUCCUCGUGGCAUUCACUAGCCACGAAGAUCAUGACUUUUUCCAACACUUGGAGAUGCAUAUGAGGUCUGAACAUCCUCCCAUUUGCGGUCGCGACCAUUUGAGCUUCAGGUCUUAUUACUAUCCGGUGAAGAACGUGAUCGAUGGUGAUCUUUGUGAGCAGUUCAACUCUAUUGAACCUGCAAAGCAAAAAAGCAUAGCAGGAGAUCUCGAGAGAACACCGGCAGAAGUAUCGAAGAAACUUGAAGACAUUAGAACACGUUACGCAUUCUAAACGGGUUUUUGCAUAGACCUUAUUUCAAAGUAUUGGACGCAGUGUAAUCACAUUCUUUUU